GCUGAUAUGCCGUGAUGUUUUCAUUUUGCUGUGUUCUCCAAACAUUGUUUAUUACUGUGUAAAUUGCACAAAAACCUCUUUUAUUUGUAUAUAAAUGCCAAUUCGCGAGUGAUAUGCUUUACCUCUGAACAAGUGUAAAUUUUGUGAUAAUCGAAAGACUGUAAUCGCAACGGAAAAGUGCUCAAUUAUCAGUGAUUUAUUAAAUUAGGAACUUUAUCAGCUGCCAUAAGCCAGCUCAAUAGUGAUCAACUCAAAAUAAGAAAGUGCCACAACAACAAUCAGGGGGUAAAUAGAAAUCUACACGAGCCAAACAAUUACACCCGAAGCGAGGCGGUAGAUACGAACCUCAAACAGAUACAAAUACGAGCCCACAAUGAGAAUAGUUGGAUCCAGUAUGCUAUCAGCCCUCAAGCGGCUCUCAACGAACCAGCCCCCAACCUUGGUCAGUAACAUCCGAUCUUUGAGCUCUUUUGGAACCAUGAGCCUGCCGGAGCGCCAGCCCUUCUCUCCGGACUUCUUCUUUCGUCAACUUUUCGAUGGAGAAAGCAGCACCUAUAGUUACCUGCUGGCCGAUCUGAAGAAUGGGGAGGCCGUGAUCAUUGAUCCUGUCUUGGAGCAGGCAAAACGAGAUGCCCAGUUGGUCAAGGAUCUGGGCUUUCAGCUAAAGUAUGCCAUCAACACCCACAUGCAUGCGGAUCACAUAACGGGCAGUGGUUGGUUGAGGAAACUAACUGGCUGUCAAUCUGUGAUUGCUGCCGCCAGUGGAGCGAAGGCGGAUCGUCACCUGAAGGAGGGGGAUCGCAUAGAUUUCGGCACCCAUGUGAUUGAUGCCCUGGCCACUCCGGGACACACAAAUGGCUGCAUGAGCUAUGUGAUCAAGGAUCAGGGUUGUGUCUUUACCGGAGACACUCUGCUGAUCCGAGGCUGUGGACGCACCGAUUUCCAGGAAGGCUGUCCACGUAAUCUCUACGAGAAUGUGCACAGCAAGAUCUUCACUCUUCCGGAGAACUUCCGCAUAUAUCCGGCGCACGACUACAAAGGUCAAAUGGAAAGCAGUGUGUGGGAGGAGAAGCGCUAUAACCCCAGACUGACCAAGGACAUUGAGGAGUUUGUCAAAAUCAUGGAAAACCUGAAUUUGCCAUAUCCCAAGAAAAUAGAUGCCUCGCUGCCCGCCAAUCGGGAAUGCGGAGUGUACGAUAUACCCAAGGAGUAAUCCCAACCCCAGAAAGCACUAUACACGCAGCUUUUAUAAUAAUGUUUCAAAGAGAUUUGUAAUCUUUUAAAUAAAUAAUCAUAAUAAUCUUAUCACGA
Messenger RNA from Drosophila yakuba, 1311 nucleotides. RefSeq names its product persulfide dioxygenase ETHE1, mitochondrial. NCBI's taxonomy places the organism in Eukaryota, Metazoa, Arthropoda, Insecta, Diptera, Drosophilidae. The record is from RefSeq and is a predicted model, not a curated record. Gene Ontology annotation, biological process: glutathione metabolic process; hydrogen sulfide metabolic process. Gene Ontology annotation, molecular function: sulfur dioxygenase activity. The transcript has 5 exons. The coding region runs from base 374 to 1213 and encodes 279 amino acids.